GGCUGCUCGGGAAAAGGAGAUUAAUAUUGAUGAUUAACUCCUGACGUGCCCAAGCCUUGGGAACUAUAUACGGAAAGAAACCCGGGCGGGAAAAUCAACAAGAGCAAUUCGAGAUAUGGGGUUAUCGACGUAUGGUGAGUGAAAACGUAUACAGAAUGAACCGAAAAAAUCAUCGACAUAGGGAAGGAGUUGUAGAAUAUCUAAAUGUGGAAAGUCGACUGUAUAUAUGUACGGACUAGCCUUUAUUCAGACAAAAUAAUGUAUUUUCAACUCUUUAUAAUUACACAGCUAACAUAAAUAAUGCAUCAAUUAUUUUUAUCACCCGGUUUACAAACCGUGAAAUGAUGCUUCAAAUAGAUCAACAAAGCAGAAAACUGCGCUAAUAGUGUUCUGCAAUCAUGUCCAUUCGGAACGUAGAAGCCUCCUGUGCUAUUGUGAUAUCACUUUCGUUUGUGCUACUGCUAGACGCAACGUUUAUUACUAUCCGAGAGGUAGAUUUCAAGACCAAUGAUGACUACGCCAAGAUUUUCAUUACUUUGCGCAACGGAACAGGACAUCUGCGCGGCAACACGAUGGUGGACAUAGAUGCAAUCAUUUACCAAAAUGUCUCUGAUGGUUUGCUGGUUCGCUUACAUCUCAAAACAAAGAUGAGAACGAAAUAUGUAGUAAUGUUUGAAUCCAGCGUUGAUGUCUGCAGUUUGGAUAAUGCCGAAACCGAUGACCUACUGAUAAACAUGAUGGUUAGCGAAAUGGAAAAGCAUGGUAACAUGAGCAUAAGUUGUCCCUUCAAUUCGGGCAAUUACAUGGUUCGUAACUUCCAUAUCGACACGAAAAAUAAACUGAUAAAGUUUGCACCACCCGGUGAACAUAGCGUAGCCAUCGAUCUCCGACACAAAGCGAAAGAAGGUGCGAUUGCGAUCCCAGUUUUUGAUAUGGAAUUUUUUGCAUCCAUAGUGCAAUAAAAAUAACUCACCAUUCUGUAACACAUUAUUAUAUUAACAAAUACAAAAUAUGGACG
Aedes aegypti (yellow fever mosquito) is the source of this 1018-nucleotide messenger RNA. RefSeq lists its product as uncharacterized. Lineage: Eukaryota; Metazoa; Arthropoda; Insecta; Diptera; Culicidae. The transcript is spliced from 3 exons. The coding region runs from base 399 to 962 and encodes 187 amino acids. The record is from RefSeq and is a predicted model, not a curated record.